Eutrema salsugineum is the source of this 1826-nucleotide messenger RNA. Its product is annotated as protein DJ-1 homolog C. The coding region runs from base 56 to 1459 and encodes 467 amino acids. Gene Ontology annotation, cellular component: nucleus; cytosol. Gene Ontology annotation, biological process: protein deglycation, glyoxal removal; guanine deglycation, glyoxal removal. Gene Ontology annotation, molecular function: protein deglycase activity. Lineage: Eukaryota; Viridiplantae; Streptophyta; Magnoliopsida; Brassicales; Brassicaceae. The transcript is spliced from 8 exons. The record is from RefSeq and is a predicted model, not a curated record.
AAGACUCACUCUCCGUCUAGCUGCGGGAUUCAGUCUGCUGCAUUAGCAAUCGUCAAUGGGGUCUUUUGGAUUUUCGCUUUCGAUGAUAGCUUCUUCGCUGAGUCCAAAUUUGACAGAGUCGAGACUCAUCUCUUCGAUGGGUACUGUCUCGACGAUUGUUGAUCCGAGUUUGUCAAUCUCUUUGGUUCCAAAAAGGAGGCCUAGAAAUUUAGGACUCAGAUCUUCGACGUCACCAAGUAUAGAGACAACGCUAGAUAUCGAUGUUGGCGUUGUGUCUUCUGCAACUUCUAAAAAGGUGCUUAUUCCAAUUGGAUAUGGUACAGAGGAAAUAGAAGCUGUUGUGUUAGUUGAUGUUCUACGGCGAGCUGGUGCAGAGGUCAUUGUUGCCUCCGUGGAGCAGAAACUAGAGGUUGAAGCAUCCUCAGGGACCAGAUUGCUUGCUGAUGUUCUAAUCACGAAAUGUGCUGAUCAAGUUUUUGAUCUAGUGGCUUUGCCGGGAGGCAUGCCUGGAGCUGUUAGGUUAAGAGACUGUGGAAUUCUGGAGAAGAUCAUGAAGAGACAAGCUGAAGAUAAGCGGUUAUACGGAGCUAUAUCCAUGGCUCCAGCUAUUACUCUUCUUCCAUGGGGACUUUUGUCAAGAAAGAAGACAACAGGACAUCCAGCUUUUUUCGGGAAGCUUCCUACAUUUUGGGCUGUUAAGACAAACAUUCAGAUUUCAGGGGAGCUUACUACUAGCCGUGGACCAGGCACUUCUUUUCAGUUUGCUCUUUCCUUGGCGAAACAGCUUUUUGGAGAAACCACAGCCAAGUCGGUUGAAGAGUUUCUGCUUGUACGCGAUGGUUACCAGAAUCCUAAGAAGGAAGAGUUUAAUAGCAUGGACUGGUCUCUAAACCACACACCUCGUGUUCUUAUCCCGGUAGCCAACGGGUCUGAAGAGGUUGAAGUGGUCACGAUUGCAGAUGUUCUUAGAAGAGCCAAAGUAGAUGUCACGGUUGCAUCAGUUGAAAGAUCUUUGCGGAUUACUGCAUCUCAAGGCACCAAAAUUAUCACCGACAAAUUGAUUGGUGAAGCUGCUGAGUCAUCGUAUGAUCUAAUCAUUCUUCCGGGAGGGCAUGCUUGCUCCGAACGUCUGAAGAAGUCCAAAAUUCUCAAGAAACUGCUCAAGGAACAACAAGAAACUGGGCGAAUAUAUGGAGCUGCUAACUCUUCAUCUACCGUCCUGCUUAAACACGGUUUACUCAAGGAGAAGAAAACAGUUGUGUAUCCUUCAGACACAGACGAGCCUACAAAUGACCAAAUGAUCGCAGGAGUAGAAGUUGUUAUAGAUGGAAACGUGAUUACAGGUUUGGGGCUCGCAACUGUUGCCAAUUUUUCCCUAGCCAUUGUUAGCAAGCUGUUUGGAUAUGGUAGAGCAAGAAGCGUUUCAGAGGGGCUUGUGCAUGAGUAUCGAGGGAAUUGAAAGCCGUUUUGAAGGCAUCUUGAUCAAGAUACACAGUUAAAGAUGUUCCAUUGCUGAUCUUAAACCGAAAUCUUGUGAUCUGCAUUUUGGUAUCAAACCGUAUCAACUCCAGAGACUUUUCAACGGUAUCAUCUGUUCAACAGUGAGACAACUAUAUCCUGGAUCUGGGUUGUUUCUACAAGAAAUUUUGCCAUUUAAGUUAGUUUUGUAUCUCAUUUUGUAUACCGAGUAGGAGAUUACAGAUGAUAAUUAAACUAGAUGUUUCCAUCAAUCCGUUCACUAUUUCUUAUACGUUGUUGAUUCGGUCCCAAUUUUGUUAGUUAUUGGUCGUUGGAAUAAGAGGUCCCCGAAAAAAAAAUACAGACUA